GUUCUGAUAGUCCUGCAGAAUAAGAUGGACUACCUUCUUCCAUCGGCAGAUUUGUUGCCCAACUUUGCUCUGAAAUCACAAGGAGCAAAGGUUUUACAGUGGAGGCCAUUAGCCGCACAUCCUGGCCAACUACAAAGAUGCGGUUGGUUUGGGUUUGCACUAGAAGAGCCAUUUAUCCACCCAGACAUUGUCAUCCAGGGGAGGACUCGCCUAAAUCCAGGAGAGUGCUGGGCUUUUGAAGGUUCCCAGGGACAUUUAGCCAUCGCCCUGUCCCACAGAGUCCUUAUCAGUCACGUCACCUUGGGUCACCUGCCUAAAAUGUUGUCCCCGACUGGUAACAGCUGGAGUGCUCCCAAGGAGUUUUCUGUCUAUGGAAUGAGGGAACCUGAACAGGAGUGGACUCACCUGGGAACUUUUAUCUAUGAGGAGGAUGGAGAUUCUCUUCAGACCUUUGAGCUACCGACAGCUUGUCCGCCCUGA
Molecule: messenger RNA, 480 nt
Organism: Xiphophorus maculatus (southern platyfish)
Lineage: Eukaryota; Metazoa; Chordata; Actinopteri; Cyprinodontiformes; Poeciliidae
Product: SUN domain-containing protein 3-like
Exons: 5
Coding region: 25-480 (151 amino acids)
Biological process (GO): nuclear envelope organization
Cellular component (GO): nuclear envelope; meiotic nuclear membrane microtubule tethering complex
Molecular function (GO): protein-membrane adaptor activity
Source: RefSeq, a predicted model, not a curated record